Budorcas taxicolor (takin) is the source of this 2547-nucleotide messenger RNA. It is a transcript of the gene ZFX, whose product is annotated as zinc finger protein X-linked. Gene Ontology annotation, biological process: regulation of transcription by RNA polymerase II. Gene Ontology annotation, molecular function: metal ion binding; DNA-binding transcription factor activity, RNA polymerase II-specific; RNA polymerase II transcription regulatory region sequence-specific DNA binding. Gene Ontology annotation, cellular component: nucleus. Lineage: Eukaryota; Metazoa; Chordata; Mammalia; Artiodactyla; Bovidae. Bases 145 to 2547 code for a protein of 800 amino acids. The record is from RefSeq and is a predicted model, not a curated record. The transcript has 8 exons.
UCGGCCCCUCCUCCCUCCCUCCGCCCGCCCCACCAGCCGGAGCCCGGCCCAGUGCUCCAGAGAAAGGCCGGCCUGCAGCACCCGCCACCGUCGCCGACCGCCCGCACGCCCGUCCGGAGCUGUGACUGAUGAAAAUUAAAGGCCAUGGAUGAAGAUGGACUUGAAUUACAACCACAAGAACCAAACUCAUUUUUUGAUACAACAGGAGCUGACGCUACACACAUGGAUGGUGAUCAAAUUGUUGUGGAAGUACAAGAAACUGUUUUUGUUUCAGAUGUUGUGGAUUCAGACAUAACUGUGCAUAACUUUGUUCCCGAUGACCCAGACUCAGUUGUAAUCCAAGAUGUUAUCGAGGACGUUGUUAUAGAAGAUGUUCAAUGUCCAGAUAUCAUGGAAGAAGCAGAUGUAUCUGAAACAGUCAUCAUUCCUGAGCAAGUGCUGGACUCAGAUGUAACAGAAGAAGUGUCUUUAGCACAUUGCACAGUCCCAGAUGAUGUCUUAGCUUCUGAUAUUACUUCAGCCUCAAUGUCUAUGCCAGAACACGUCUUGACGAGUGAAUCCAUACACGUGUCUGACAUUGGACACGUUGAACACGUUGUUCAUGAUAGCGUAGUAGAGGCAGAAAUCGUCACUGAUCCUCUGACAGCCGAUGUAGUGUCAGAAGAAGUAUUGGUAGCAGAUUGUGCCUCAGAAGCAGUCAUAGAUGCCAACGGGAUCCCUGUGGACCAGCAGGAGGAUGACAAAGGCAACUGUGAGGACUACCUUAUGAUUUCCUUGGAUGAUGCUGGCAAAAUAGAACAUGACGGUUCCUCUGGAAUGACCAUGGAUGCAGAGUCAGAGAUCGAUCCUUGUAAAGUAGAUGGCACUUGCCCUGAAGUUAUCAAGGUGUACAUUUUUAAAGCUGACCCUGGAGAAGAUGACUUAGGUGGGACUGUAGACAUUGUGGAGAGUGAGCCUGAGAAUGAUCAUGGAGUUGAACUACUUGAUCAGAAUAACAGUAUUCGUGUGCCAAGAGAAAAGAUGGUUUAUAUGACUGUCAACGACUCUCAGCAAGAAGAUGAAGAUUUAAAUGUUGCUGAAAUUGCAGAUGAAGUUUAUAUGGAAGUGAUUGUAGGAGAGGAGGAUGCUGCUGCCGCUGCAGCAGCUGCUGCCGCCCAUGAGCAGCAGAUGGAUGACAACGAAAUCAAAACCUUCAUGCCAAUAGCAUGGGCAGCAGCUUACGGUAAUAAUUCUGAUGGAAUUGAAAACCGGAAUGGCACUGCAAGUGCCCUCUUGCACAUAGAUGAGUCUGCUGGGCUUGGCAGACUGGCUAAACAAAAACCAAAGAAAAGGAGAAGACCUGAUUCCAGGCAGUACCAAACAGCAAUAAUUAUUGGCCCUGAUGGACAUCCCUUGACUGUCUAUCCUUGCAUGAUUUGUGGGAAAAAAUUUAAGUCGAGAGGUUUUUUGAAAAGGCACAUGAAAAACCAUCCUGAACACCUUACCAAGAAGAAGUACCGCUGUACUGACUGUGAUUACACUACCAACAAGAAGAUAAGUUUACACAACCACCUGGAGAGCCACAAGCUUACCAGCAAGGCGGAGAAGGCCAUUGAAUGCGAUGAGUGUGGAAAGCAUUUCUCUCAUGCUGGGGCUUUGUUUACUCAUAAAAUGGUGCAUAAGGAGAAAGGAGCCAACAAAAUGCACAAAUGUAAAUUCUGUGAAUAUGAGACAGCUGAACAAGGGUUACUGAAUCGCCACCUUUUGGCGGUCCAUAGCAAAAACUUUCCUCAUAUAUGCGUGGAGUGUGGUAAAGGUUUUCGUCAUCCAUCAGAGCUCAAAAAGCACAUGCGAAUCCAUACUGGCGAGAAGCCGUACCAAUGCCAGUACUGCGAAUAUAGGUCUGCAGACUCUUCUAACUUGAAAACGCAUGUAAAAACUAAGCAUAGUAAAGAGAUGCCGUUCAAGUGUGACAUUUGUCUUCUGACUUUCUCGGAUACCAAAGAGGUCCAGCAACAUGCUCUUAUCCACCAAGAAAGCAAAACACACCAGUGUUUGCAUUGUGACCACAAGAGUUCGAACUCAAGCGAUUUGAAACGACACAUAAUUUCAGUUCACACAAAGGACUACCCCCAUAAGUGUGACAUGUGUGAUAAAGGCUUUCAUAGGCCUUCAGAACUCAAGAAACAUGUGGCUGCCCACAAGGGUAAAAAAAUGCACCAGUGUAGACAUUGUGACUUUAAGAUUGCAGAUCCGUUUGUUCUAAGUCGCCAUAUUCUCUCAGUUCACACAAAAGAUCUUCCGUUUAGGUGUAAGAGAUGCAGAAAGGGAUUUAGGCAACAGAAUGAGCUUAAAAAGCAUAUGAAGACACACAGUGGCAGGAAAGUGUAUCAGUGUGAGUACUGUGAGUAUAGCACUACAGAUGCCUCAGGCUUUAAACGGCACGUUAUUUCCAUUCAUACAAAAGACUACCCUCACCGUUGUGAGUACUGCAAGAAAGGGUUCCGAAGACCUUCAGAAAAGAACCAGCACAUAAUGCGACAUCAUAAAGAAGUUGGCCUGCCCUAA